This is a messenger RNA of Strongylus vulgaris, 750 nucleotides long. Lineage: Eukaryota; Metazoa; Nematoda; Chromadorea; Rhabditida; Strongylidae. The record is from the annotation of a GenBank genome assembly.
AUGGCAUGGCAAGUUGUACAGCUGCAGUUGGAUGAGAAAAGUGAUGACAUGGUUUUCCACACAUUUGCAGGAAAUGGCAUGCUUUUCUUGUUCUCAUUGCUACAAUCGGCCUUCUUCACGUAUCUUUACGAAGGACUUCUGCUAUCUGCUCUUAUUCAGCAGUCCGAGGAAAACCCUUUCAAGGACGCUGACGGGAUGAUUAGUCUCAUCGCUCAGGGGAAAUAUCAUCUUGUCACAAAUUACAGAGGAAACUGGUAUUUUGAUGAGCUCGAUCAUUCAAAUAGCUCUCAUUUUGCUAAGCUUCGAGCGGCGACAUCAUCGAACCCUGUUGAAGUGGCUGACAGCGUAUCUGAUGCACUAGACUUGGUGGAGAAAGGGAACUACAUUUAUCCAAUACAAGAAGACAGUUUGGCCAUGCAGAGGAGCAAAGAACGCUGUGAUUUUGUUUACGUCAACAAAGGACUGCCGCAGCGAUCCGCCCACCUGGUUUUUGCCAACAACAGCAUAUUUCUCAAGAAGUUUAAUACUGCUAUCAUAAUGCAGUCGCAGUUCAUUCAAAGGACGUUUUCGAAAUAUUUUCUGGAAGGAUUCAAAAUCGCAGACAUUCCUAAAUGUCCUCCAACGGAAUUUGAGGAGGGAUCCAAGCCACUUGGUGUGAACAGCAUGAUCGGGAUUUUUGCACUUGGAGCUCUGGGUAUGUCCUCUGCAUUGGCUGCUUUUAUAGCAGAGGUAAAUCGAGUGAUCAUUUGA